Messenger RNA from Penaeus chinensis, 5184 nucleotides. Its product is annotated as protein-L-isoaspartate O-methyltransferase domain-containing protein 1-like. NCBI's taxonomy places the organism in Eukaryota, Metazoa, Arthropoda, Malacostraca, Decapoda, Penaeidae. Gene Ontology annotation, molecular function: protein-L-isoaspartate (D-aspartate) O-methyltransferase activity. The coding region runs from base 367 to 2196 and encodes 609 amino acids. Gene Ontology annotation, cellular component: cytoplasm. The record is from RefSeq and is a predicted model, not a curated record. Gene Ontology annotation, biological process: protein modification process. The transcript is spliced from 7 exons.
CGAAGGAAAACAGAUCUCGCAGGAAAACCUCUCGGUUAGUCGCAAUAAAACCCUUUCUCGAUUUUCCUCACUUCUGGCCGCGGUUGCAGUGUGACGGCGCCCUCAAACGACAGAGGAGCAAGUGAUGUUGUGACGAAAUCUGUAGGACAUAGUGCAGCACUUGCCUUGUUGGUGAAGUAGCAAUGUCUCAUUGAUGAUAGCACAGCCCUCCAAAGUCCACACGCUACUGAGAGACGGGACUUACUGUGGCAAGUGAAUGGAAGUGUGAGUUUGUGAACGGCUGCUUAGCAAGAAUGGACAAAGGCCUCGUAGAUCAAUAAGAAAAGAGAAAAGUUUGUGCGUAGAGUGCCAGCCGCAAGCGUCAAGAUGGGGGGAGCUGUGAGUGCCGGCGUCGACAACGAUGAGCUGGUCGACAACCUUAAGGCAGCCAACUACAUUCGCACACCUCUCCUCGAGCGUGUCUUUAGGGCUGUCGACCGCGGGGACUAUUUCACUUCGGAGAACCGUGAGCUGGCGUAUCGGGACAACGCGUGGAAGAAGGGGAACUUACACCUCUCGGCUCCGUGUAUUUAUGCAAAGGUAAUGGAGGGCCUCCAGUUAGCGCCAGGGCAGUCCUUCCUCAACCUGGGAUCGGGCACUGGGUACCUCUCCACCAUGGCCGGUCUCAUUCUAGGUCCCUAUGGAAUCAACCACGGAGUUGAACUGCAUGCUGAUGUUGUUAGUUAUGGGCAAGAACGACUAGAACAUUUCAAGAAGAAUUCAGCAGCAAUAGAUGCAUUUACAUUUUGUGAUCCCCAGUUUGUGCAGGGUAAUUGUUUAUGCCUGCCCCCUGAUAUGCGCCUGUAUGAUCGAGUGUAUUGUGGAGCCUCUUGUCCAGAAAGUCAUGAAAACUAUAUGAAGGGACUUAUAAACGAAGGAGGCAUAUUAGUCAUGCCGCUGAACGACCAGCUGGUGAAGAUUACCCGUAAAGGACCAAGCUCGUGGGACGUGGAGUCCCUGCUGCCCGUGUCAUUUUCGUCACUGGUCAUGCCGGACUCCAGCCAUCCACCAUCCACAGUGAACCUCCCUACUGCAGAGCUCAUGGAUCUCCAGGAAAUCUGUCGUCAGGAACUUCGCUCCAUAUUACGAACCAAUAUCGAGAAAGAACAUCCAAAUUUGGUGACCGCUGCAAACAGACCAGUACAAAGACAGCAGAGGAAUCGUGAUCGCCGACAGAUAUGCCGCAUUGUUGUACCUUAUGCCCCUCCUGUGCCCUUUUACGAGUCGGACGAUGAUCCAAGGAUGAUGUCUGAUGAAGAGCCUGAAGACAGGGAUGAUAGGGAUACUCUGUAUGUUGCUCAGCGCCACACUGCGAAUCAAAUAUCUGCUGUGAUUGACUUAGCUCGUAGUCUUGCAGGACAGAGGAGGCUAGAGAGGGAAAGCGAGGAGAAUGAGGCCAGACAGAAUGAGGAUGAGGAGGAUGAGGAGGAAGAGGAAGAGGAGGAGGAGGAAAGGGAGGAAGAUGUGGAUGGCCUGAAUGAGGAAGAGCAAGUGGAAGAGGAAGAGGAGCAUGAGGUGGAUAGCGCUCCAAGCUCACCAGGUAAUGGGAAAAUGAGUAAGGAACGGAAAUUAUUUAGAGGCCUAACCAGGAAGUCCUUCUUAAAAGACAAAAGUCGCAAGGAAGCUGGAGUCGAGGAAGUGAAGGAAGAAGAAUUAGGAGGAGCAGAAAGUGCAGAGACACAAGAAGAUGUAUCAUCGUCAGUCCUAACAAUGCCCCAGUCUGAUCCGAUUCCAAUGACUUCUACACCAGUGAUGUCUGUAAAAUCCAAUAAAAAACGUGAGAAAUUUGACAGUGGGGUAGGUGAUGAAAUAGAAAACGGGAAGGGACCAAGUUCAGAAUCUGACGCAGGUGAAGAAGACAUAGACAUGGACAUUGAUUCUACGGAUUCUGAUUACUCUGACAACUCACCCCCAAGGACCAAAGUGACACGUCUGCUUGAUGCAGAUGACCCGUACCCGAGUGGAAAAGACUGCAGGGGACAGUGGAAGCACAGAAAGGAAGACGACGAAGCCAAGGAGGGACCAGAUGAAAACGAAGGCUCCGGUAGCCCUCCGUCCCCUGUCGAAUCUUAUUCAACCUUGAUGAGAGAGAAGAUAUCUCUGUUGCCACUUCCUCAAGCCCUCAAGUUGUACCUGAAUUACCAUAGGGAAUUGUAAGCUUGAUCUGUGAACAGUUCCCUGCAGUAAGAUAACCAAGUCCUAUUACUCCUAGUACCUAUCUUCCAGAUGUAUUUACAUUAUCUAUAAUACACAAAUUUUGGAAGAAAGUAUAUAAACAGUGGAUGGACCUAGCAAGUGUCACAUUUAAAGGUAAUAAGCCAGUGCAAUUACAAAAUGCAGACCCCACAGAAGUGGGUUAACGUAACUGCAUGUUUACCGAUCUACUUUUGCUUUUUGUUAUUGUAUAGUAGAUAAAGCAUUAAUCUGUGUAAUGACUUGAGUGUCUGAGGAAUGAUUUCUUGCAUGAUGCUUUAUCUGAUACAGAAGUGAGGAAAGGGACAGAUGCUACAAGCAUUUUCUUCGUCAUUAUUGGCAUCCAUUUGGCAAAACAAGAGGAAAGGAAAAGGAGCGAGACCACAAAGAAACCUGAAUAAUAUUAGUCAGUUUUAGGAGGUAAGCAGCUGUGAAGCAUAAAGGGAAAAGGAAGGUUUGAAUUCCGUCGUCAAAAAACAAACAAAAAACUAUUUUUAUACAGCAUAUAUAAACAGUGUCUGCAGUGACUCCCCCUAAAGAAAAAAACAAGUAAAAAAACAAAAAAACAAAACAAAACAAAACAAAAAAUAAAAAAAAAGGCUAUCAGGAAGCACCUUGUAAUGAAUCAAACAAGUGUAAGAUGUUAUUUGUUUAUUGUUUUCAAUGCCAAAAUAAAGAAAAAAUAAAAAAAAGUGUAGAAUGUUGUGUUAUAGAGUAAGAGUGUCACAAUAACAGGAGAUUGCAAAGAUUUUUGUGUAUCAGAGUUAGAGAAGUGUUUACUCUUGAUUAUAAAUCCCAUGUGAUAGAUUUUUUUUUAUUGUAGUUUGGGAGUAUAUAUAACUGAUAGUGUGAGUUUAUUUUCCAUAAAUGCAUUGAUUGUGAAAAAGAAAUGACUUCUUUAAUUACUCAUCGGGAGGUUAUUUUUGGAUCAUGAAAUAGCUACUCUGGACAUUUUGUAUCUGACGAUUCCACUAUCUCAAUUAGAGGAACGAGUAUAAACUCCAGCACGAAAAGUAUUAACCAGUUUCAACAUAUCUCACAGUUACUGUGCUGAGAAGUGUUUUUGUUGAUCAUUAUGUCAGCCUAAGAGCAGAGUCUACAAUAGAAAAGAUUGCUCAGGCAUCUUUGGGCAUUGUGUUAAGACAAAUGUUAGUUAAAGGAGCUUGGAUAAAAGGGCUACUGACAUACCUCGGGUCAAGUGAAUGCUACAUUAACAGGCUUCUUUUAUGUAAUUGUCUGAGAAUCAGGAGAAUACAAACACAUUAGUAUGUACUUUAUAAUCACAUGUUUUUCAUUGCAUAUUCAGUACUCUUGAUUGAUUAGGGUAUUUCGAGUUGGAUGUUAUGUUGCCUCCAGUAAGCCAGCCAAUUUGCAACCCUAUAUAUUAUAUAUAUAUACUUAUUAAUAAGGAAAAUAAAAUAGGUAAAUAAAAGUAAAAAUAAAAAAAAGAAUAUAUAUAUAUAUAACAAUACUAAAUAACGGUAUAUUUAAAUAUGUUUGGUAAGCUCUCUUAUAGCCACAUUGCAAAUUCUGUUGAUAUGUGGAUGUUUUUUUUCAAGACGUCUGAAGCUGCAACUAUUCAACCAAGCACAAUUAUGGGUAAAUUUCUAGUGUAGAUCCACAUCUUAAAAUGCAUUGAAUUUGGGGUCAGUGGAUUCCUAAUGUUGAGUGUGCAUUUAUAGUAGUGUUAGUUGGGGGUAGGCAACAAUAACAGAUAUUCGACUUGAUAGGUCUGGAGGGCACGAGGUACCCCAAGUGAGAACUAUGGGGGUAAAAUUGGCAAGAUUUUCGUAUGGGAAAGGUUUAUUUGUGGCAUUUGUGUUUGUCAUUGUUAGGGGGCUGUAGCUACUACCCAACCCCAACUCCCUGCUUGAAAUGUGAAAUCUUCUUCACAUCUGACUGGCAAGGUGAGCCUGGAGGGUCUGACUGAUGUGCCGAUGUUAGUGAUGUCUCAAUUCAGACGAGGCAGUGGCUUGGCAAGCUUAAUGUCAGUCACUGCUUGAUUAGCCCUGGAUUGUUAUCAAAUUCAAUGGGGUUUGAGAUAAGGACCUUUUCUAGAAAGUUAUCCAGUUAUGUACUUGACAUCAUUCCAAAAAAAAAGAAGUCGGCAAAUGAGAUUCAUAAGGUUUGCUUUUUAUUUAUAAUGAUUUUUUAUCAUUAUUUAUUAUUUUGUUAUUUUAAUUAUUUAUUAUUAUUAUUUUUUUUAAAUUCUGAAACUUUGUUUUUUUUGUCACACCAACAUCGAAGGUCAUUAGUGUCUUCCAAAAUCUGUAGGAUUGGCAUUCAUUUAUCUGACCGCUUCCUAGGUGACUUUGAGCAAGGCAGUUGUCAUAAACCAAAACUAAUGAUGGGGGGAGGGGAGGUAAAUGAUAAAUUAAGAGGAUUCUUCAUGGUAUCUUACCUUAUCCCUCCCUCUCCCCCCUCCCUUCCAUCCCUCUGACUUUCCCCCCUCCCCAGGUAGUAUUUCCAAUAUGUAUGAUCCAUCUCCAGAUUCUUUGCCUUUCCCCUCUCUUUAUAUCUGUUUUUACCUGUACUAAUACAUCUUAUUUAAAGUGUCCACUUGUUUGUGCGACACAUUGUGACUUAGCUGACUAGUUGGGAGGCUGAAUGUCAACUUUAUCCCCACUGUUAAGGGAUAAACCAAUGUAAGAAUGUGUUUGUUAUUUUUGCUUAUUAUUAUCCUUUUUAUGUGUGUCCUAUUUCUUUCUGUUUUCAGUUGUAGCAUUCCAGACCAUGUAAAAGGUUUAAAAUUUGUCUUUUUCAUGCAUUUUCCAAGCUUUUUUUUUUUUUAAAACAGAAAUGCCUCGUUUCCUUUUUGAUGAUGAAUAUGUUAACGUCUGUUCCUUGGAAACAAUUUAUAUAAGUGACAAAUUAAACAUGUAGUGAUUUAGUGGAAUCCGUUUUCACUAUUAGUCAAGUGAUAUAAUUUUAAAUAAACCAAAGCUGAAUUUU